AUGGCACAAAAAUCAUUCAGAAUUACUGUCCUGCCUGGCGAUGGAAUUGGCCCGGAAGUAGUCGAUCAAGCUAUUCGUGUGCUGCAAACGGUCUCGGAUGCCUCUCAGGAUGUUGAUCUGAGACUGGAGACCCAUUUGUUCGGCGGUUGUGCCAUUGAUGCUACAGGGGAGGCCUUGCCAGCCUCGACAUUGACCGCCUGCAAAGAGGCAGAUGCUAUUCUCAUGGGAUCAAUCGGUGGCCCUAAGUGGGGCGUUGAUUCUAAAGUUAGACCUGAACAAGGCCUUCUCCAGCUUCGCAAGGAACUCGGAGUCUACGCCAAUAUCCGCCCUGCAAAGUUUGCCUCGGAUUCACUCUUGGAAAACACGCCGCUCAAGUCUCAUAUCGCCAAGGGGGUCGAUAUCAUUGUCAUCCGUGAACUGAUUGGCGGCAUCUACUUCGGCAAACGCAAGGAGCUUGGUGUCGCGCCGGACGAGGAUGUUGCUUGGGAUACCAUGCCAUAUAGUGUCCAUGAAGUUCAGCGCAUCACCCGAGUAGCUGCCCAAAUCGCCCUUGUCGCAGAUCCACCCCUCGAGAUACACUCAAUCGAUAAAGCGAAUGUCCUGGCGAGCUCACGGUUAUGGAGGAAGGUCGUCACAGAGACGAUACAGAACGAAUUCCCACAGCUCAAGUUGGACCACCAUUUGGUCGAUUCAGCUGCUAUGGUCAUGGUCGCUAACCCAAGGAAGCUAAACGGUAUCGUCUUGACUGAGAACCUUUUCGGAGACAUUUUAUCAGAUCAGUCAAGUAUCAUACCAGGUUCAUUAGGCCUACUCCCGUCAGCAUCUCUGGCCAGCGCACCCUCUUUACCGUCUUCGCCCAAUUUCAAGCCCGUUUCUGGUCUCUAUGAACCAAUCCAUGGAUCAGCACCAGAUAUCGCUGGAAAGGGCAUCGCCAACCCUAUAGGCACCAUCCUCAGCGCAGCGAUGCUUCUCAGAUACUCAUUAGGCCUGGAUAAACAAGCCACGGAUGUUGAAACCGCCGUUCGCAAGGUCCUCGACGAUACCGAGUCUGGGGGUCAUGGUCUACGGACAGCGGAUCUAGGAGGCAAGACGUCCACAAAAGAAAUGGGCGACAAAAUCGUGGAGGUAUUGCAAGGCCUACUGAAAGCCUAA
Messenger RNA from Pleurotus ostreatus (oyster mushroom), 1152 nucleotides. It is a transcript of the gene LEU2, whose product is annotated as 3-isopropylmalate dehydrogenase. Lineage: Eukaryota; Fungi; Basidiomycota; Agaricomycetes; Agaricales; Pleurotaceae. Bases 1 to 1152 code for a protein of 383 amino acids. Gene Ontology annotation, biological process: L-leucine biosynthetic process. Gene Ontology annotation, cellular component: cytosol. The transcript is spliced from 5 exons. The record is from RefSeq and is a predicted model, not a curated record. Gene Ontology annotation, molecular function: magnesium ion binding; 3-isopropylmalate dehydrogenase activity; NAD binding.